CCGGCCCACUUGACAGCCAUAGUGUAAAGAUACUUUUCCCUAAAUUUGAAUUAGUGAUUUUAGUUUUGGCCUUCGGGCAUCCAUCUACUGGAUAAGGAAAUCCUGAAACAGAGCGUUUUCCCGUUUUCUCCUCUACCCCCCCUCUCUUCCUUUCAUCCUCACAGUCAUCAACAACAAUGUCUCUCCCCCUCAAAACCUUGCCCACUUCCACCACACUAACCCCCUUAACAACAUCUCUCCACUCUCCAUUUCUCCCCAUUUUCCAUCUCCCCAAACUCAAAACCCCUAAACCCCUUUCAGUCCGCAUCUCAAAAUCUCCAUCUAUCUCCGCCUCACUCGAAGCCGGAGUCGGAGUAAUGGCAACUAAGCUUGGCAUGAUGAGUUUCUUCGAAGAAUCAGGAACAUUUGUCCCUGUAACUGUAGUUGGAUUUCGGGAGGGAAAUAUAGUUACUCAGAUUAAAACUGAUGCUAUUGAUGGUUAUAAUGCAGUACAAGUUGGAUAUCGAAGAGUUCGGGAUAAAAAACUUACUAAACCUGAAAUGGGUCAUCUUGAAAAAUCCGGGAUUAUUCCGUUGAGACAUUUGCAAGAGUUUCGUCUUCAGAGUGUUGAUGGUUUUGAGGUUACCCAGAAACUGGAUUUUAAUGAGCUUUUUAAAGAAGGUGAUUUGGUUGAUGUCUCUGGUACAACCAUUGGAAAAGGAUUUCAAGGUGGUAUCAAGAGACAUAAUUUCAAGAGGGGCCAAAUGACUCACGGAUCAAAGAGUCAUCGACAAUUAGGAUCAAUUGGUGCUGGGACAACCCCAGGGCGUGUAUAUAAGGGCAAGAAAAUGCCCGGAAGAAUGGGAGGCACCAAGACAAAGAUUCGAAAGCUGAAAAUUGUGAAGAUUGACGAUGAACUCAAUAUUCUAAUGAUCAAAGGAGCUCUUCCCGGUAAGCCCGGGAAUCUUUUGCGGAUAGCUCCAGCGAAGAUUGUAGGCAAAAACAUCCCCAAGAACUAAUUUUUCUCUCUUCUCAACUCUAUGAAGUGAUGUAAUUUGUUCUUUUAAAUUAUGCUAGCUUUAAAUUUUGAUA
Capsicum annuum is the source of this 1071-nucleotide messenger RNA. Its product is annotated as 50S ribosomal protein L3, chloroplastic. Gene Ontology annotation, cellular component: ribosome; chloroplast envelope. The record is from RefSeq and is a predicted model, not a curated record. The coding region runs from base 177 to 998 and encodes 273 amino acids. Gene Ontology annotation, molecular function: structural constituent of ribosome. The transcript has 2 exons. Lineage: Eukaryota; Viridiplantae; Streptophyta; Magnoliopsida; Solanales; Solanaceae. Gene Ontology annotation, biological process: translation.